This is a messenger RNA of Phycodurus eques (leafy seadragon), 1761 nucleotides long. RefSeq lists its product as uncharacterized. Gene Ontology annotation, cellular component: centriole; cytosol; centrosome. Lineage: Eukaryota; Metazoa; Chordata; Actinopteri; Syngnathiformes; Syngnathidae. The transcript is spliced from 6 exons. The record is from RefSeq and is a predicted model, not a curated record. The coding region runs from base 1 to 996 and encodes 331 amino acids. Gene Ontology annotation, biological process: regulation of centriole replication.
AUGAGAGUCUGCAACGGCCGACAGGAAGUUUGCCAACGGGAUUCUGCAAUGAUGAGGCCUAACGAGGGCAGACAAGCCCACUCAGCAGCUGAUGGAUUGACGCUGAGCGGUCCGGGGAAUAGGACGGUUCAGAUUGCGGAAGGGGAUGUCAAGUCACGCUUUGUGAUAGAUGUCUCAAUCAUUCAGACGUCUCCGCCGCCCUCCUACCGGACCUGCAUUCGCAGAGAGGUGCCGCCGAGGUGCACGAGCUCCAUUGUGUUUCUGGACAAGCUAUUUUCAGCAUCCCUGGCGGCACCAGACUGGAGAGGAGCGGCGCAAAACGUUCGGUACAAGUCCACCUUGUUUGUUCGUCUCUCUCUUUUGUGCGCGUCGACCACAAAAGAAGGAUCCAGAGGCCCCAAGGCGACCGUGUUGGGCGGCGAACAGCACGAUGGUGGCGAGAGUUGGGGUCACCAACACCAAGAUGGCAAGAGGUGGGGUCAGCGUGGAAAAGCGGCAUCAAAAGGAACUCAAGCUAGGACAGAAGUGCCACGAAAAUGUCCUGCACAGUUGACAAGAGAACGAGAGAUGGAUUACUGUCAUCUCUACCUGAAGACAAACACUCUGGAAGCCACAUCCAAAUCCCUCAGUCUCCAAGAGGCUCUGGAGCUCUUCAGGCCAGACUUCAUCAGCCGGUCUCAGGGUCGAGUGAGGAGGAUGGAGCAGGCGAGGAAGAGGAGAAGGGGGAUGAAGAAGAGCUCCAACGCGGUGCGAGACGGAGGCGUGCGAGGGAGGAGGUGCACCACACCGGAUCCGCUUAGCGAUAACCUUUUCAAGCCAAGAGCGAGGUCAAUAUCAGGCAGAGAGAUGCUGCAGAGGUCCAGAAGUAUGUACAACAAGCUGCCAGAGGUGGCAAAGAAGAAGCAGGAGGCGGAGAAGAGAGCUGUGUCACAAGCCAAUAGACUACGAGCAGCCCUCUUUAAGAAGAAACUUCUGGACCAGAUCCUGCAAAGAUGAAGGAGAUACGUGGAAGGGCAAAUACUUAUUCUUAUUUCAUCCAUAUAAAUUCAGUAUUAUCAAUUUAAUUGCAUCUAGUCGAACUAAGUUUUAAAUUUGUCAGGUCAUGUCAAAUAUAUGAAAUAAAAACCAAGAAAUAAGCAAAAUAAGCAUACCAAAGUCGAGACACUAAACUAUAUUACUCGACAAUAUCAGAUUUGUCUUUACCCCCCCAACCCCCCUCACACGCUGUGGAACCUCCCCUCCGGAACACUGGAAUUCCCAACUAAUGGAACUCAGAAGACUGGGAGCAUUUUGUGAAAGGGACUGUUUGUCACUGAGCUGCAUACCGGGAGGUGACAUUGUAACAGUAUAGAGGAGACCACCUCCAGACCACCUUUAGCACGGUGAGAUGACUGACAUUUAAUCACAGCCUUGCGAGGAAAAACAUUGACACGUGCCACGGCCCCAACAUAGCAAAAAUAUAGUACACUAUAUACAGUGGGUACGGAAAGUAUUCAGACCCCCUUAUCCCCAGACCCCAGAUCAUCGCUUGCCACCGUGGGGGACCUAGGUUCAAGACCCCAACUGGACCAUCCGCCAACAUCCCCCGAACUCAACGGCUGUAAUGUCCUUGGGCAAGACACGAAUAUCCUGAAAUGCUCCCUGGGCGCUUCAGCUGCCCCCUGCACCAGUGUGUUCCACUAACAUGUGUAUUGUGUUCACUGUGAUGGGUUAAAUGCAGAGAACAAAUUUCGUGUACAUGCAUGCAUGUUCAUGACAAUA